Molecule: messenger RNA, 1183 nt
Organism: Felis catus (domestic cat)
Lineage: Eukaryota; Metazoa; Chordata; Mammalia; Carnivora; Felidae
Gene: JAGN1
Product: jagunal homolog 1
Exons: 2
Coding region: 154-705 (183 amino acids)
Biological process (GO): granulocyte colony-stimulating factor signaling pathway; endoplasmic reticulum organization; vesicle-mediated transport
Cellular component (GO): endoplasmic reticulum membrane
Source: RefSeq, a predicted model, not a curated record
UCCUGAGACAGAGAGGCCGGAAGUUGUCCCCACAGAACCGCGCGGCUGUUAGGGUGGCGAGUGGAGGCUGUGGUAACCGGGUGUUUAGGGUUCUUGGCCUGGUAGUUGCGGCGAGGGUCGGUGUAAGGGGCACCGGGAUUUGGGGCGGGGAUAAUGGCAUCUCGGGCAGGCCCGCGAGCGGCCGGUACCGACGGCAGCGACUUUCAGCACCGGGAGCGCGUCGCCAUGCACUACCAGAUGAGUGUGACCCUCAAGUAUGAAAUCAAGAAGCUGAUCUACGUGCAUCUGGUCAUAUGGCUGCUGCUGGUUGCCAAGAUGAGUGUGGGACACCUGAGGCUAUUGUCGCAUGACCAGGUGGCCAUGCCCUAUCAGUGGGAAUAUCCGUAUUUGCUGAGCAUUGUGCCCUCUCUCUUGGGCCUCUUCUCCUUCCCUCGAAACAACAUUAGCUACCUGGUGCUCUCCAUGAUCAGCAUGGGGCUCUUUUCCAUAGCUCCUCUCAUUUAUGGCAGCAUGGAGAUGUUCCCUGCUGCACAGCAGCUCUACCGCCAUGGAAAGGCUUACCGCUUCCUCUUUGGUUUUUCUGCCGUCUCUGUCAUGUACCUGGUGUUGGUGCUGGCAGUCCAAGUGCAUGCCUGGCAGUUAUACUACAGCAAGAAGCUCCUAGACUCUUGGUUCACCAGCACACAGGAGAAGAAGCGUAAAUGAAGCCUGCCUGAUGGACUGCUCUGUGGGGUAGAAGCCUGGGCCUCCCAUUGAGUGGAGUGAGAAGUAGAGGAGCUGCUCUGAAAUCUUUGGUGAUUUUGGCAGCCGUGAUGUUGGCAGCUAGUGCAAACGCAGUCCACGUGCUGGAAAGCCCCUCCUGUUGCCAUCAGCUAAGGUGGCAAAACUAUAUUUAACUUAUUCCUGGUUGGCUGGAACUGAGUGAUCAACAACUGUAGAACAAACUUGCUGAAGUUGAAGCCCUUCUGGGGUUUUCUUUAAGACCGAGCCUCAUCCUUGCCUCUUGGUCAUUCUCUCCACUUUCAUCAAUUACCCCUUAGCCACCAAGACUGAAGGAGAUAGGGAAUAAAUCAAAUUCUACUUCAAUCUAUAGGUUGUGGGGCAGGAAUCAUUUGCGAGGCUCCCCCUGCAGGCUGUGGCAUUUUAAUGAAAAGAACUUCAAUAAAGUUAGAACUGCCUUGUC